AAAAAAGUAUGAAAAGGAAGAAGUUGUAGAAGUGGCAAAGCAAACAAAAACAAAAGAGAAACAAAAAACGAGCAAAGUGUAUUGAAGUGAAAAGGGCAAAAGAAGAAACAAAAAAGAAGAAGCAGGAGCAUCACCAGAAGCUUGGUUAUGCGAUUGAUUUUCUCACGUCUUGAAUCGAGGAAACUUAGAAUUUGACACUUUUUGCUGAUUUGCUGAAUCAAAACCUUAAACAGUUGCUGCAAGCCCGGUGCAUGCGCUUUGCAACAGCAACAACAACAACAACCCAUUUUGCAAAGCGUGUAAAAAUUUUGACAUUAAAGCACGCCGAACAACGGAGUGCGGAUGAAAAAUGUGAAUUUAACAAAAAAUUGAAAAAUAAAUAAAUAAAAAAAUUCAAAUUAAAAACUAUCGUUUCAAUUGAAAAUUAAGGUCUUUGAACGAAACAACUUAAGUGCCGAUCUAUCUUGCGUGCUACAGAGCGUGUACGUGGCGUAAAAAACCGUCGGAAAUUCGGAAUUUCCCUCAUUUCCUCUACGCGACCAGUGAACAGCCGCCAACAUAACGGCGCAAUUAUUGAACAGUUUCCUGAAGGGAUCGCCCCACCAGACGACGAUCGACAUAAUGCAAAAGCUCUACUCGGAGGCGCCCAGCAGCGGGCCGCCGGUGAGUAUGAGCAGUAGCGUCGGCGCUGGUAGCGGCGGUGGUUCAAGCGGCGGUGGUGGCGCAAACACAGGUGGUGGAGGUGGCGGCGGCGGUGUGGGAGGUGGUGGCGGCAGCAGCGGAAAUGGUGGCAAUCCUACACAUCCACAUCCCAGCCAUCCGACCAGCAAUGGCGGUACCAUGAGUCCGCUAGCACGCAGCGCAUAUACCGCCAUGAAUUCCAUGGCCAUGCCAGUAGGUGGCAUGUCUUCAGUUUCACCACAAACUGCCGCUUUCGGUGCUUUGGAGUCCGCGGCGGCUGUGGCCAGCAUGAGCGGUAGCAUGGGCGCAGCAGCUGCUAUGAAUUCGAUGGCGGGCAAUUGCAUGACACCCAGUUCUAUGAGUUACGCCUCAAUGGGUUCGCCCUUGGGCAAUAUGGGCAAUUGCAUGGGUGGCGGCAUGUCGACAAUGGCAGCUAUGGGUGGCUACUCCUCCAUGGCGGCAGCGGCUAGUGCACGUGAAUUGGACACUGGCUCACCGAACUCGUUAAAUCGUGCACGCAUUGAUAAGCCCACAACGUAUCGCCGUAGUUAUACACAUGCCAAGCCGCCCUACUCGUACAUCUCGCUGAUAACAAUGGCGAUACAGAAUAAUCCGACACGCAUGCUCACAUUGUCGGAAAUCUAUCAGUUUAUCAUGGACCUCUUUCCAUUCUAUCGUCAGAAUCAGCAGCGUUGGCAAAACUCCAUACGCCAUUCGUUGUCAUUCAACGAUUGUUUUGUGAAGAUACCGCGCACGCCGGACAAGCCGGGGAAGGGCUCCUUCUGGACGCUGCACCCAGACUCGGGCAAUAUGUUUGAGAAUGGAUGUUACUUGCGUCGGCAGAAACGUUUUAAAGAUGAGAAGAAGGAGGCGCUGCGACAGCUGCAUAAGAGUCCGUCGCACAGCAGCCUAGAGGCGACAAGUCCCGGUAAGAAGGAUCACGAAGAUUCACAUCACCUACAUCAUCAUCACAGCCGUUUGGAUAAUCACCAGCAGCAUCAUCACAGCAAAGAUGUGACGAGCGCAGCAGUUGGUGGCGCUGUGCUUGGCAGCAGUGUGAGCCGUGAUCAACUCGCCCUAAUGCAGGCAAAUGCUGAACUUUGUCUGGGUCAACAGGCAGCACAACACGCGCCCAGCCAUCAUCAUCAGCAACAUCACCAGCUGCAGCACGAAGAGCUGUCGGUUAUGGUGAAUAGAUGCCAUCCAUCAUUGAUCAGCGACUAUCACUCCUCCAUGCAUCAUCUCAAACAGGAACCAUCCGGAUAUACGCCAUCCAGCCACCCAUUCUCGAUCAAUCGGCUGCUACCCGAGUCCAAAGCGGACAUCAAGAUGUAUGAUAUGAGUCAGUAUCCCGGUUACAAUGCGCUCAGCCCAUUGACGAACUCACACGCGGCCUUAGGACAGGAUUCGUACUAUCAAAGUCUCGGCUACCAUGCGCCAGCCGGCACGACAAGCUUGUGACAUCACCAGUACCCAUUGGCUUAAGGGCGAGCUGACCAGAUGCUGCGCAACGUGAAUGUGAAUGCCGCCAGUGGUAGUAGCAGCAUCUUUGGUAGUGCCGCCGCAGCUGCAGCGGCAGCUGCCGGUCUCAAUACGCUGCAUCAGAGCAAUCUCGGUGGCAAUAUCGGCAGCAGUAGCGCCGGCAGCGGCACAAGCAACAGCAAUGGGAAUACACACGAUGCCACACACACACUGGAUCAUCAACAUCAUCACCCCCACCACCUCCAACCGCAUCAUCAUGCGCAUCCGCAUCAUGCCAGCGUUGCGGCGCAUCAUCAUCAUCACCAUCAUCAACAGCUGAUGCAGCAACAGCAACGUAAAGCCUAUCUUAAGUCAAUGCAGCAACAUUAUCAACAACAGCAACAACAACACAGCGCCAGCGUCAGCAGUAGCAGCAGCACGCCCGGCUCACACAAGCUCAGCGCACAACAGCAACAAUUGUUGCAAAGUCAAUUGACGCCACCCGAGCUGCAAGAUGACGCCUCGAAUAUCACCAGCGAUCUGAAUGAGGAGCAGCAGUUGCAGCUACAGCAGGCAGCGCAGCAACAACAACAACAAUUGUACAGUAAUUACCAACAAUACGCGGCGGCGGCCAACUAUCGCAACUGGAAUCACGGGCUAGCAUUGAACGGCGCGGCGGCACUACAGAAUUUGCUAUAGUUCACGCGGGCUUAAAGCGAAACACAAAGCGCGGCUUUGUUGCGCAUCCUGACGCCGACGCCGGUCAGCCGUGUGACCAAAAGUGCUAACAAGAAGACGGUGACGGUGCACGUUUGAGAAAUAGUUCGUUACGCGCUCGCUAUAACAAUUAGCGUACAGUUGCUGACGUGCGUGCGUUGAACGGCAGCAGAUGGCGCUGGGUUGCGGCACCUCUUCCGAUGCGAAAAGGCAAAAGUGUAAGCCAACUUUGCGCGUCUCGCUAUCUACGUAUACCGCUAUUAUGCUCUUGCGUCGAUCAUUCAAUCGGGCGCUUAGUGACCUCCGGGCGGCGUGGUAACGGCGCAGGCGCGUGUGUGCUGCAGCGCAUGUGUAACCAAUGUAAAUAUGUAGAUUAGUUUAACUAUUUUUUCGUUUUUAUUCUACAUUUGUUUCUCGAAGUUUCAUUUAACGUUCGACGUCGUCUCAAAUCUCGCUUUGUCUUCUGCUCCGAUAUAUUCAAAGACUAAUCUCUCCUACUCGGCUUAUUUUUUAGUAUAACCUUUUUUCCUGUGGAGCUUGUAGAUAUGUAUGUAUGUACAAUUGAAGCUUAUAUUAUAUUACAUAAAAUAUAUGCUUACUUAUGUUUACAUAAUAUACUUAUGUACCAUGCAGUAGCUGGAUUUCUUCUUCAAGUAAGCAGCAAUCAAAAGUGAUUUAGUUGUAAGCAAAAAAACAAAAAAAAAAAAUGUUUUCCAAUAAAA
This is a messenger RNA of Ceratitis capitata (Mediterranean fruit fly), 3581 nucleotides long. RefSeq names its product protein fork head (gene fkh). NCBI's taxonomy places the organism in Eukaryota, Metazoa, Arthropoda, Insecta, Diptera, Tephritidae. Gene Ontology annotation, biological process: regulation of transcription by RNA polymerase II; anatomical structure morphogenesis; cell differentiation. The record is from RefSeq and is a predicted model, not a curated record. The transcript has a single exon. Gene Ontology annotation, molecular function: transcription factor binding; protein domain specific binding; DNA-binding transcription factor activity, RNA polymerase II-specific.